Molecule: messenger RNA, 1736 nt
Organism: Copidosoma floridanum
Lineage: Eukaryota; Metazoa; Arthropoda; Insecta; Hymenoptera; Encyrtidae
Gene: HBS1
Product: translation elongation factor EF-1alpha (GTPase) HBS1
Molecular function (GO): GTP binding; GTPase activity
Source: RefSeq, a predicted model, not a curated record
AUGCCGAUGAAAGGCGNUUAUCUAAACUACUUUCUACUAGGAAACAAGCCAACGACACCGAAAGUUGUGCAACCGGUGGCAAAGCCGACCGUCAAGGUAGUUCCUGCUGUUCCAAAGAACGUAGUCAAGGGCUUCGACGUGAGUGCUACAGAGACCUCGCGAUCGCAGAGUCCCUGCUCGGACCGUAGCUCACCGGAUUCUGCCUUCAAAGACUUUGCGAACCGCAAAAGAUUGGCACCAGCUGUACUUACAAAAUCGGUGUCCCCCAGAAGCCAAUCGCCUUCGUCGUUCGAAGAUUCGGAACCUCGCGCCAAAACACAAGAAGAAAAACGCGACGCCUUGGCUAUCUACAAAAGCAAACGAGGUGGCUGUAAAGAACAGCUGCAUCUGAUUGUGGUCGGUCACGUGGAUGCUGGCAAGAGCACACUGAUGGGCAGGCUACUGUGCGACCUUGGCCAGGUACCAGCGAAACUGAUACACAAGUACCAGCAGGAGAGUAAAAAGAUUGGGAAACAGUCGUUUGCUUACGCCUGGGUACUAGAUGAGACUGGCGAGGAGAGGGAGCGUGGUAUCACAAUGGACGUUGGACAGUCGAAAUUUGAAACGAAAACGAAAGCUAUCACGCUUCUCGAUGCUCCUGGUCACAAGGACUUUAUUCCUAACAUGAUUACUGGUGCUACUCAAGCGGAUGUAGCUUUGCUCGUGGUUGAUGCGACGAGAGGAGAGUUCGAAACUGGAUUUGACAGUGGUGGUCAAACUCGGGAACACGCUUUGUUAUUGCGAUCUUUAGGCGUUUCACAAAUAACCGUAGUUAUAAAUAAAUUGGAUACAGUAGAUUGGUCAAAGGAUAGGUAUAACGAAAUCGUCAACAAAAUCGGUGUUUUCCUUAAGCAAGCCGGCUUCCGCGAUGCUGUCACAUAUGUCCCGUGUAGUGGGCUUUCAGGAGAAAAUGUAGUUACCAAACCAACAGAGGCAGGUCUUUGUAGCUGGUAUACCGGCUCCACACUUGUUGAAGUUAUUGAUAACUUCAAAUGUCCAGAACGACCCAUAGACAAGCCAUUUAGAUUUUCAGUCAAUGAUAUAUUUAAAAACACAGGAUCUGGUUUCAGCGUUUCUGGACACAUGGAAACCGGUAUGGUAUCAGUUGGUGAUAAAGUUGUCGUUUUGCCUCGCAACGAACCUGCCGUAGUGAAAGGUAUCCAAGCAGACGAAAAUUAUACAACACACGCGUUUGCUGGUGACCAAGUCUCAUUUACUCUGUCAGGAAUCGAUCAGCAAAAUUUAGCCAUUGGUGACAUCAUUUGUAGCCCUCACAAUCCCGUGCCUGUAUCAAAUCGAUUUCAAGCGCACGUUGUCAUAUUCAAUGUAAAAGUGCCUUUAACCAACGGCAUGCCUGUACUGUUGCACCAACAAUCUCUUGUUGAACCAGCAAUAAUCACUAAACUUGUCGCUCAAUUGCAUCGCAGUACCGGUGAAGUAAUAAAAAAGAAACCAAGGUGUCUCCUAAAAAACACAAGUGCUAUCAUCGAAAUUACCACGCAAAGUCCAAUCUGCGUUGAAUUACACAAGGACGUUAAACAGCUGGGCAGAGUCACGUUGAGAAUUGAUGGAGCAACGAUCGCGGCUGGACUUGUAACGAAGAUCAAAUAGACUGUCAAACGUUAUAAAUACUAGCUAGAGUACCAUUUUCUGAAUUGUAAUGAAACAACGUAAAAUUUUUUAAAAUAAAUAAUUUU